CAACUACCUCUGUCCACAUCAACAUGGGUCUUCUCCGUCCAAAAUGUCUGACAACGGACAACACUCGACUAUACGCUUUCGCUAGGGAGAUGGAUCUCGCAACUGAACAAUAUCACUAUCUGCUACUGAAGUCCAAUGAUAACCCCUCAUUCGACCUAAAAGACCUGACUUGGUCCAUUAUCAGUGUUGUUCCUACCACAGGAUUGCCACUUUUUGUCUCCUAUCCUUAUUUUGGUGACUUCGACUGUGUGGUUGAUGACCAAGGUGUGUUUUCGAUCAUCGGAAAGAAUGAUUACGAUGAAAACUUCGAAGAUUAUCCAUUCAAUGUGAAUGCGAUGCAAUACGUACCCUCGUUGACUCCAGGAACCAAUGGCACCUGGAGAAACAUCACCACACCUACACAAGAAGCCGAUUAUCUUUGGAAUCGCGCCUAUAAAGGCACAUUAUUCAAUUACAAGGAUGCACAGGGCAAGAACAAUCUGAUGCACACCUAUAUCUCCUCCAACGAGUCAGAUGUCUAUGUUGCUGCCCUGGAUACUACAAGUAUGACACUAAAGCAAGGAAUAGGUGCUUGGAAUAUAACGAACGGAAAGUAUUCACAUAGUAGCUACGCAUCAUUUGCAAACAACAAUAUCUAUAUAUACGGCGAGGAUUUCGAUAAGAGAGCAAAGCAGUUGUUUGCGUUCCCAAUCACCAGUGCCUCUCCCAAUGCUCCUGGUGUUCUGCCCCGGGGCUUCAACGCGACAGAAGUGGACAAUGCUUGUGGAAUUUACACGUCAUCGUUCGUAAUGCAAGCUCUUAAGGACGACCUAGUUAUCUUUUGUCGGAGAGGAUAUCGCAUUCACAUCUUCAACGGCAGCGGCUUCACAGCACUACCAGUUAUCAACAGUGAUUUAGAGUUCGAAUAUAUGAAUGCUAUGGUCCCUUUCCCAGGCGCUACACCAUACCUCUUCAUGUAUAACAGGGGAGGGUCUUAUAGUAUUCCGCUCAAUGGAUCCUUUGUUAGUUCUGUGCUCAAGGGAAAUAAUAUCACAAUUGUAGAAAAUUAUGGGGUUAAACCUUUGACCCAGCCAAAUGAGACCCCUAUUCCUACAGUAGGGGCCUCCAACUUACCUGCCAAUGCAGUUACUACGCAAAUACCCAACACAGGCACUGAGCAGGAACACUCGAACGCCAACAAAGGAAUGAUUGCUGGUAUUGUUAUCUGUAUUCUCGCUGCCAUGGCAUUUUUAUUGUUCAGAUUCAGACAACAUAAGCGCAAUGCAUGGAGGAAGAGGAGCAAAAGCGCAGCAAAUGCUGCUGCUGCAUCUACCGUUGCUGCAAAUGGCGCUGGCGUCGAAGGCUAUACUUCCGUUAGCCAAGGGGACUAUUCACCAUAUCCAGCUCAACACCAUAAUGAGAAGGCGCUACCAGAGGUGAAGGCAAAAGUGGCAGAUGAUAUCUGGGAGUACAAGACUGUAGACCCAGUUAGCCCAUCGAUUGCUGGCAGUACAGUCCACUCAAGCCCCUACUUUACCUCUCCACCCGUCCCUAACCAUAGCAAGCCCGGCCUAAGUCCUGGCCAAUACUAA
This is a messenger RNA of Lobosporangium transversale, 1571 nucleotides long. RefSeq lists its product as hypothetical. Lineage: Eukaryota; Fungi; Mortierellomycota; Mortierellomycetes; Mortierellales; Mortierellaceae. The record is from RefSeq and is a predicted model, not a curated record. The coding region runs from base 24 to 1571 and encodes 515 amino acids. The transcript has 3 exons.